This is a messenger RNA of Rhizophagus irregularis DAOM 181602=DAOM 197198, 552 nucleotides long. Lineage: Eukaryota; Fungi; Glomeromycota; Glomeromycetes; Glomerales; Glomeraceae. The record is from RefSeq and is a predicted model, not a curated record.
AUGGUUCUCGAGUAUGCAGAUCAUGGAAAUAUUUUUAAUUGGAUAAGCAAGCACAAUAAAGGUUUUGAUUGGUCACUUAAAUUAUUUAAACUUACUUAUAUUAUAAGUGGUCUUCAAGAAAUUCAUAAAAAAAAGAAGGUUCAUCGAGAUUUUCAUACAGGAAAUAUAUUAUAUAAAAAUAAUAGAAGUAUUACUUUGGAUAUACGCAUUUCGGAUAUGGGAUUAUGUGGAGAAGUUGGUAAUAUAGAUGAAAAUAACGUUUAUGGAGUUUUGCCUUAUGUAGCUCCUGAAGUGUUAAGAGGAAAACCUUAUACGCAAGCAGCAGAUAUAUAUAGCUUCGGUAUGAUUAUGUAUUUUAUAGCAACUAUAAGACAACCUUUUCAAGAUUGUGCACAUGAUCAAUAUUUAGCAUUAGAUAUAUGUAAAGAAAAUAAAAGGCCUGAGAUAAAUGAGUUAGAAGCACCAAAAUGUUAUAUUGAUUUAAUGAAAAGUUGUUGGGAUCCAGAUCCGAAAAACAGGCCAAGUGCUAAUAGAGUACGUAAAUUGAUUAAG